This is a messenger RNA of Plasmodium gaboni, 2262 nucleotides long. Its product is annotated as putative cytosolic iron-sulfur protein assembly protein 1. Gene Ontology annotation, biological process: iron-sulfur cluster assembly. NCBI's taxonomy places the organism in Eukaryota, Apicomplexa, Aconoidasida, Haemosporida, Plasmodiidae. The record is from RefSeq and is a predicted model, not a curated record. Gene Ontology annotation, molecular function: protein binding. The transcript has a single exon. Gene Ontology annotation, cellular component: cytosolic [4Fe-4S] assembly targeting complex. Bases 1 to 2262 code for a protein of 753 amino acids.
AUGGUACUUGAAUUAGUUGUAAAUUUAGAAAAUCAUAAGAGGAGGAUAUGGAGUAUUUGCUGGAGCCCAGAUGGGAAUUAUUUAGCUUCUGUAGGUGCUGAUAAAUAUAUUAUGAUAUGGGUAAAAAAAAAUAAUGAGAAGAUAAGAAAAACUAAUAAUAGUAAUAAGAUAAUGAAAAAAGCUUUAAAUAUAUUCGGUGAAAAGACUCAGAUUAAAAGUAAUAUAGAAUUCGAUAUUUAUGAUAUUAUAGAAACAUGUCAUGAAAAAUCUUUAAGACAUAUUGAAUUUUCUAAAGAUGGAAGUUUUUUUGUUGUUGCUUCAUUUGAUUCUAAAUGCUCAAUAUAUAAAAAAAAUAAUAAUGAUAAAUGGGUCUAUUAUAAAAUGUUAGAAGGUCAUGAAAAGGAAGUUAAAUGCGCCUCGAUUCAUCCUUCAAAUAAAUAUAUUGUAACAUGUGGUAGAGAUAAAAGUAUAUGGGUUCAUGCAAAGGGUGAAGUUGGAAAGACAGAUAUGAACAGUAAGAACCAUGCAAGUUAUAAUAAUGAAAGUAAUAAUGAUAAUAAUGAAAAUAAUGAUGAUAAUAUUAAAAAUAAUGAUGAUAAUAUUAAAAAUAACCCUGAUAAUAAUAAAAAUAAUCAUGAUAAUAUUAAAAAUGAUGAUGAUAAUAAUUAUGAUAAUAUCAAAAAUGAUAAUAGUGAUAAAAAUAACACAAGUGAUUUUAUUCUUCAAGAUAAUCAAACUCUAUCAAGCCUUGACAAAAAUAAUAAUCUACAACAUAGUAGUAGUCUAGAUUUCCACUUCGAUGCUUAUCUUACAGCACACACAGAAGACAUAAAAUUUGUCUCAUGGUGCCCUUUAAGUGAAAACACAUUUAUAUCCUUAUCUUAUGAUAAUUCUUUAAAAUUAUGGACUAAAAUAAUGAAUGAGUGGAAUUGUAUACAAACAUUAAACGAGCACACUUCAGUUGUAUGGUGUGUGACAUUUAAUUUUGACGGUUCUCAAUUUGCUACUUGCUCAGAUGAUAAAACCAUUAGAAUUUGGAAGAGUGAUAAAAAAUUAAAAUAUAAUUUGAAUAAGUAUCCUUUUCUAUAUGAAAAAGCGAUAAAGGAUGUAAAAGACAGUUCAUAUAGUAAGGAAACAAGCAAAAAUAUGGACGAAGAAAAAAUUAAUGAUAAUAACACGACAUGUGAAAAUAAAAAUGUAGCACAAAGUAAUGAUACAAUAAAUAAUAACAACAACAAUAAUAGUAAUAGUAAUAGUAAUAGUAAUAACCAUAUUGAUGGUGGUGUUCAGUUCAAUCAAACAUGUGAAGGUAAAGAACCGGAAGAAGGGACCAAUCAAAUGACAGAAGCAAAAUCAAGAAGCAAAGAAAAUAUAAACAAUACAGAGAUAAAUAAAAAUAAUAACCAAGAGGUUGUAAAAUCUAAAGUAAAAAGUGAAAAUAAAAUAUUUAAAAAAACAACCAACUUUUUUAGUAAAUUUAAAGAAAUUAAAAGUAAAAAAGAAAAUGAACAAAAAUACAUUUCAUCAAAUAUUAAAAUAGUAAAUUAUUCAGAACAAAAAGAUGAUUUAAGUGCAUUAUCUAAAGUAUAUAUUCAACAUAAUUUUGUGCCCUUAUAUUUUAAUAAUGGUCUUUUUAAAUAUGUAUAUAAUUUCUCACAAGUUGAAGAUAAUACAAAUAUCAAUAAUGAUUUAAAGAAAAAAGAACAACAUAAUAAAAGUAAUAAUAAUAUAAAAGAUAAUGUUACUAAAAAUAUAGAUAAUGAUAUAAUAAAUAAUAUACAAACUGAUGAAAUAAUUAAUAAUGAUCUUAUAGAUAAAAUUAGUAACCAUACAAAUAUAGAAAAUGAUAAUAAACAAAAAAAAGAAUAUGUUGAAGAUUUUCAAGAAACAUCCAUACAUAUCUCAGAAGAUACUAAUUCAACAAUUAAACAAAAUAUAAAUAAUAAAGAUCAAAAUAUAAAUGAUACAAAUUUUGAUGAUUGGAAAGUAAAUAAUGUUAUACAAGGAUAUCAUAAAAGAAGUGUUAGUUAUAUUGAUUGGAAUGCAUAUGAAGAUUUAAUAGCAGCUUCAUCAUUUGAUAAUUCAUUAAAAAUAUUCAAAAAAAUUAAUGAAGAAUGGGAACUCAUAUCAAAUAUAGAUAAUGCACAUAUGAGUGAUGUUAAUUGUGUUGUCUGGUGCCCUCAAAAAUAUCAAGAUUACUUUUUAUUGGCCACCGCUGGAGAUGAUUGUGUCAUAAAUAUAUGGAAAUACACAAAGGGAUGA